This is a messenger RNA of Spirometra erinaceieuropaei, 7162 nucleotides long. The record is from the annotation of a GenBank genome assembly. NCBI's taxonomy places the organism in Eukaryota, Metazoa, Platyhelminthes, Cestoda, Diphyllobothriidea, Diphyllobothriidae.
AUGCCACCUGGGAAUCGGAUUUUCACUACUAUUGAUGUGAAUUACGGGCGCGAAGCGCUUCAACUGGCUCGUCGUUGGGAAAAAACUGUCCUCCGACAGGCCUCGACCUAUGCACAGCUCCAUUUCCUUCACAGAUGCCUUGCCAACUAUGUUAUGCCAAAAUGCCUCUCCUACAAGCCUCCAGUCAACACGGAAUUGGCUAAACAAACGGUGUUCCGCCAUAGUCGGCGAAUGACAAGGGUACUCAUACAAGAUUGUCACCUACGACUUAAGAAAUACGCACACAGUGCUGAAAACUACCGGAUGCUUGUUACACGCCGGUGUGGGGAAUCGACUGCCGCCUCAUUGGAGAACACAUUACUAGCAUUGGGACGAAAGAAACGUGCUAACAGAGAUGCGGAUUUAUCGAUAAAGUUCAUGACACUGCAGACCGCACAAGACCAGGAAACCGAACAAACGAUAGUACAUAACCUCUCGUCAAAACAACUUACUGUGACCCAAACAAAAGUUCUACAACGUGGAUCUGGUUUUAACACAACUGACGCCGACCCGGUCACCUUCAUUGCUUCUUUCGAAUCAGUGCUUCGUCAAACCGGCGCCACAGACGAGGUAAAGGACCUCCUUCGACAUCAAGUCUCUUCACUUCUCAUGUCGCACCGAAAAACCCAUGCCCUGCUAAGAGAUGAACAAAAGGCCCUAAGGGAGCUGAAAGCGGACACCGAAAUAGUUAUUCUCCCUGCUGACAAAGGCCGGUCAACCGUCAUCCUCGACAAGGUGGACUACCGACGCAAAGCCCUCCUGCUCCUCAACGAUCGAGAGUCCUACAAAGUCAGCGACGCCGCCAGUCAAAAGUCCCUAGUGGCAAAGGUUAACAGAACUCUGGCUCGACUAAAAAAGGACAAGGUCAUCACCGUCAAAGACUGGUAUAUGGCAAAGCCCGCAGAAACCGCUAUGGCGAGAUUCUAUGGUCUCCCAAAAAUACACAAGCCAGAUGUUCCCCUCCGUCCUAUCGUCUCGCUCCGAGGCACACCCACAUACGGGCUUGCAAGUUGGCUAUUUCAGAAGCUAAGAUUCCUAACUGCAGGCUCACAAACAACGGUGCACCCAGCAGAACAAUUCCUUGACAAAAUAAGGGCAGUCACGAUCGAACCGAAUGAAAGGAUGGUGUCUUUUGACGUCGUCUCACUCUUCACGUCCAUACCACAGACCCUUGCGGUCGAAACGCUCAGUGACCUGCUACGUCAAAAUUACGACGGAGGCGAUGGCCAGCCCACAGCUCAGGAUCUCAUAGAACUCAUGGGGCACUGCCUCAAGACAUUCUUUACCUUUGAAGGGACCACAUACGAGCAGAUCAAGGGCACUCCAAUGGGUUCACCAAUCUCCGGACUCAUUGCCGAGGCGGUUCUACAAAAACUCGAGAGACGACUAUUCGAGGAGUACAAACCCAAGUUUUGGGCACGCUACGUUGAUGACACCUUCGUGAUCAUAGACCAGGAUAAAAUCAACUACUAUGCGGAAGUACUGAACUCAAUCAUGCCCGAUCUACAGUUCACGAUGGAAGAGGAAGUCGAGGACAAACUUCCAUUCUUGGAUGUUCUCGUCUGCGGCCAACCAAAUGGCGAACUAGCGACGUCGGUCUACAGAAAACCGACGAACACGCUGCAAAUUCUCAGCUACAACAGCAACCACCCGCCACAACACAAACGAAGCUGUGUCCGCACGCUGUACCGACGGGUAGAAACUCAUUGCAGCACGCCAGCCGCCAAACUGAAUGAGAUAAAGCUACUCCGCGAACUUUUCAGAGCCAAUGGCUAUCCACGGGCAUUCAUUGAACGAAGCCGGAGGCAGCCAAAGAAACGGAACGAGGAGCACAGUCAGCCAAACUCGUGGCGGAGCAUUCCGUACAUUAAAGGGGUCUCCGAAGUCGUGGCUCGAUCACUCGCGCCACUCGGACUAGGUGUUGCCCACAGGCCUGACUCAACAAUCCGCCGGCAAGUGAUGCGGCCGAAAGAUCCGAUCCCUAAGCAGGAGAUGUCGGCCGUUGUCUACCGACUCCAAUGCAGCUGCGGAAGUUGCGACUACGUUGGGGAAACCGGCCGACGGCUGCAAACGCGAAUGCACGAGCAUAAGUUGGCCGUGCGAAGGUUGGACCCAAAGUCGGAGGUAGCAACCCAUGCCGCGCAAAUGUGACACAUCUUCAACUUUGACGCCGUUGAGAUUGUGGGCCGGGGCGGCGAUCACACAGCAAGGCAAGUGCAAGAAGCCUGGAUGUCCACCGACCGCUCUGUCAACCGCCACAUCAAUUUGCCUCCCCCUUAUCUGACUUUACGAACCUUCUUAGCGGGGGACAGUCACGGCGCGGGACAAUCGGGGCCGUCAGUCAUCACCGCGGCCGACGGGGGCGAUUCAGGUCACGGUGACAUGCGGGUUGGAUGCAGCCACACAGACGGCAUUGGCGGAUCACGCAUUGGACAAAGGGCGCCAUAAUAAGGAGUGCUGUGCACAGGACCUCUCAGUCCCUGAAGAUGGGUAGACGAGUAAACUACCCGAAACGUCGGAUCUCAAAUAAACCCCUCCCGGUGAACGCCCACUCUUCUUUUGAGGUAGAGUCUAUUUAGUACGGUUAAUGCACCAGUGUCGUGCAAAUGGAAUCGCUUGAUCCAGCAGUCAAAACACAUCUAGCUGCCUUCUGAUGUAGUACCGCAGCCUCCAGUUAAACAGAACACGAUAUCUACCUGUGCGAAAGUGGACCGGCAGGUGUAAUUGGACUUUUCGGUACUUCUUCUUCUGCUCUCUUCAACCACUUUGGCAAGUAUGCUGCAUAUGGCAUGUGAGCUAACAAAUGCAGACAGAGGUGGCGUGCAUGAAAAAGCCCCCUAUACCUAGCUUGCCUGAGAUAGUGGUUGUGAUAAUUAAGAACAUUGGGGCAUAACUGUGCAUGUUCGUUUGGUCAUGCUAUGGGGCCUUUUCUUGCUAGUAGUGUGGAUGUUAUCACUUCCGAAAAGGUUUUGGCAGUGAAGACCAGGAAAUUGGAAUUACUAUUUCUGACAGUAGACUCGCGUCAUGUGGACUGAGAUCGCCAGUAUUUAGGCAAUGGAAACGAUAUGCAUCUAUGUAUCCUGACUGUAGGAUGGAAUUAAAUGAAAGGCAAAUACACACUGUUUUUUCUAAGACAGCCUGUUCAGUUGUUUUCGUUUCUCCAAUGCGGCCUCAUUUCCUAUGUUGCAUACUCCCUGGGAUGAAUCUUAGUAAAGUGUUUUAAUCUCUAUACCCUUCUUGAUUAACAGUUUUUACCCCAUUCAAAUGCGCUCUGAGCAAAGAAUGUUUUAGGUAACAAAGUGGGCUGAAACCUAAAACGCGGCCACACUGGUAAACCGGAGAACCCUAAACCUUAACUCUAAAUGAUAGCUCUAACCCUAACCCUAACCUCCAGCCCUAAAUCUUAACCUGAAACCCUAACUCUAGGCCUUAACUAUAAACCCUAACUCUAAAUCCUAAUCUGAGGAAAAUAAACUGCUCACUGGAUCGAGGGACUUGCAGGGCUGACGUUUCGAAGAUCUGGGGCGGCUCUCCAUUAUCAAAGCCGCCCCAGCUCUUCGAAACGUCAGCCCUGCAAGUCCCUCGAUCCGGUGAGCAGUUCAUUUUCCUCAGAUUUUCAACCCGGAUCUCUUACUUUUGCUAACCUGAUCUACACCCUAGCUCCAGACCUUAACUUAAAACCCUAACCAUAGCCGCGUUUCAAGCCCCAUGCCACAAAAUGUUAUCUACAAUAUUAGACAACUGUCCCCCAAUGCAUGGACCUCUUUCUGUUUACCAAGAAGUUCCCAUAAGUUGGAGUCAGUUUUUAUCUCUCUGAACAAUAGCAGAACCACUGCAUUAUCCUCAAUAUUGCCAGUCAAUACCACUCAAAGGACGCAACUUUCUGUGUCCUCUCGACUUCUGCUUGUUGCUACCUGUCGCCCUACUGAAAAAAACAUUGAGGAGGACGCAAGAAUUAUAUCGCAAAACAUUCACGAGUUAGCAGGGGCGAAGGAAAUCCAGUCAUAAGUAUGGAAGGGGUCGUCGUUAAGCGGUCCGUUGUGGUGCUUUCAGUCCGGAGCUCCGACGCAAAUUAAGAUCAUCCGACUCCUGAUGGGGGAAGACUGAGUCUGAUUUCAAGACUAAAGGCCAGAGCGUAGGAUUUUAAUGCAGUUUAGCUGAGGCACAAGUAAGUGGCAUUCGCUUCCUGCCACUGCAAUAGGGCUUCCUUCUGACGGAAUAAAGCCAGAGGUGACCAUUAUAUGCUCACAGGGCGAAUAGUGUAGUUACUCAGAACGUUGUAGAACGUCAUAUGGAAGAGGCUGCAUCCUGAUAAUUCUUUGUGCACGUCUGAGCACUUCGGGUUGUUAGGGGCACGUUUGUUACUACAAAUGAGCGCCUGUUACGCGACUGUUUGCUGUACACCUCAAAUAGUUAGUUACUGCUCAGACCGGCGUAGCUGUACAGUAGGUGGGCUAACUCAUGAAAUGUCAACCGAAAUUUCGAAAUGCGUUCUCGUUUCGAAAAGAUUAAUCAAGUAGGGUUGUAAAACUAAUGAUCGUGCAGCAUAAUUCUAUAGUGAAUCAGUUACCUCAGGGUGUCGGCUUUCGAAAGAACUUAUUUACGACUGCAUGCAAGAACUAUGCUCCGCAAUUUUCUCAUUGACUUUCGAUUCCCUUGAAAAUUCAAUUAUAUUUCAUAGGAAACAUGCAUAAAAAUAUUUACUCUUUUACCUAUUCGGUAGGAAAUCACAUCCUCUUCCAAUCUUUUGCUCGAAGGUCUACAUAAUUCGGGUUUCAAAAAUUUUUUGAAUUCAUGAGUAAUUUUGAACCCGACCUGCUGUAUUACUUGCAUUCAGGGUUUCGAAACUGCAAGCCGUAUAUUUUCCGUGUACGGAAAACCAUGCAUUUCUCUACCGUAUUAAGAGGAGACCAUAUGGGGUUCAUAAAAUUAAGCAGUGGAUUUGAGCAAUAUUGAUAACAUUACAAGCCACAUUCGUAAAUGCUAGUUACUACCCAGACCGGUGUAACUGUAUAUGAUACUGCCCACAGCGGGUCGCUUAAAAAACCGUCCUUAUUUUCCACCGCCCGGAUUGUGUCCUUGGAAGUGCUUAUUUAACCUAGUCAGUGCCAAGCUACUGGGCAGAUAACGCGAUGAAUUGUCGUCCAACAGCUGGUUUUCGCCACGGGGUCUUACGCAGUCCACAAAAGCGAUACGAUACGCAACCCACGACAAUGAAUUUCUAGAUUUUCUUUGGCUUAUCAGAAAGGAAGAGGUUCUCUCGUAAAUCUCCGGCGGCAGGCACUCCAAUAAUGCGUUGAGUUCGAAAAUCGGGCAGUGGCCAGUGGAGAACCGUAGUUGCCUUCUCUGGACUGUGAAUGCGAGAGUGAGCAAGGAAGUCUAUGAAUGGAAUUGUGGAUGGCGGACCCAUUGAGGGGGAGAAAAACAUGUUCAGUUCAGUUCAGUUUUAUUGAGGGAAAUAUAGGUGUUGAACCUUUGAACUCCCUAUUUGUUACAAGGAGGCGAACAAUAAAAAGAAAUUUGGAAAUGGAAACAUCAAACGGCUACAGAGUUUCUUCAGAUUGGCAACGUUUUGUAAGCCAGACAGAUAAACGAAUUGUUCCAAGAGUUAAAAACAUUAACGUUACUAAAUGUGCUGUACAGUAGUCUGUCUAGGGAUAGUUGGUGCUAUCUCAGUUUCGGAGGGAGACGAAUUAAAUGCUAACACACAUUCAACAGACAUGGGACAAUAUUAAAAAACAAACGUUACUGAAAUACAGAAAGUAAUAUAACAGCAUUAAUAAACUGUUCGAACGAAAUGCAAGACUAUCGGUCAGGUGGCAUUAUGACGAUUGGUGGCAAUCUGGUCCAAGUUGCGCUUAAAAGCCUCGACGGAGGUGGACAUGACGACAUCUGCAGGCAGAGCAUUCCAGGCCUCGAUCACUCUGUUUGAAAAGAAGAACUUCCGAGUGUCCAGCUUGGCGCCAGUUACGCGUCAUGGUUCAGCUACUGCAAAAUCUGGUAACAUUUAUGUCCUUUUCUCCUCACUAAUUGAUAAGGUGGCUGCAAACAUUUCACGCGUUCUAUGUGAGGCCCGCGUUACAAAAUCUAGAGGGUUCUGGCUUUUAACGUACCGAUAAUUGCUGACGGUCCUGACUGUGACUUGGUCACCGAUUCCUGUAUAACCUUAAUUUGUAGUUCCUGUGUCCAUAUGACGGCAAUACUCGAAGAACUAAUUACUUGCACAUCUUUCGAGCUCUCUCAUGAACUACAACUUUUUCGGGUAUUGCCAUAGAGCCUUAUACGCUGUGGUAGUUCAAUGUGACGUUUGGUUGAGCCAUCGUCCGAUAGUCGCGAUUUGCAAUAUGGCCCCUAACCCAAACCACGAUCUUAAUCGAGCCGAGAGAGUACUCACUGUUCCAUGGCUCGAAACACGAGAUCCCGGAUUGUUAUAUUCCUAGAGACUGCCGGCUGCACUGAUAGUAUCGAAAUACAUAUCCACACUAACAUCAAUCUCUUCCAUGUGUUUAGUUCCUUUGGGUCCUCAUAUUGUGUUGGCGAGGAGUGUGGAACUGUGGUAAUGCCCAUUCAAACUUCAAUUUGUUCUGCUGGGAUGGCAGUACACCCUGUCCGUUUUGUCUCAAGUCAAUCAGUAAAGGGGAAGUAAUUUUAAUUCUUUAAGUGACACCGGGCCACCAGAAAACGAGCUUACGAUAGGAUUUACUGACUCGGAUACCUAGAGCUAGGGGAUAUGUUUGAAGCUGUUACAUCUAUGUCACAUUUUAAAAGUGUUGUCGGUUAGUAAUAUUCUUUCGCGCUCUCUCUCUCGCUCCUCAGACACCAACUGGAUGCCUUGGAAAGGCAGCUUAACCGCCUGAAGGACGACAUCGCCCUGAAAGAACGAAGUUUACAGCUGGAUAGCGACUGUCUCGAACUGCGUCGCGAGAGAAUGGGCGGGAGCGGGAAACUGGAGGACAAGAAGCUGGACUGCAAGAAGUUGCUGGCGGAGCAAGCUACUGGUGAUGAGAUUGUCUGCAAGGAGAAGGAGGUCGAGAGUGUUCCAACCUAUUCUCUCCUCGAUAAGAAGGCCGCAGCCUGCGCCGGCAUAAGUCCUCGUUCGGAAUGCGCCACCCAGUGCGUCUGA